Molecule: messenger RNA, 1687 nt
Organism: Achroia grisella
Lineage: Eukaryota; Metazoa; Arthropoda; Insecta; Lepidoptera; Pyralidae
Product: cytochrome P450 6B6-like
Exons: 2
Coding region: 30-1556 (508 amino acids)
Molecular function (GO): heme binding; monooxygenase activity; oxidoreductase activity, acting on paired donors, with incorporation or reduction of molecular oxygen
Source: RefSeq, a predicted model, not a curated record
CCCACGCGUUAUUAAGUAAUUGUGCCAAUAUGAUUAUAUUAUUAUUGAUACUUUGUGUAAUUGCAAUUUAUUUUUAUGGCACAAGAAAUCACGAUUAUUGGUUAAAGAGAAAUGUCGCUCACGUCCCUCCAAUCCCGUUCAUUGGAAAUCAUUUUCGAAAUCAAUUUGCAUUUAAAAAUAUCACCGCUAUCACUACCGAAUUGUAUAAUAAAUUUCCGAAAGAAAAAGUAGUAGGAUAUUACAGAUGGACCACACCGGAACUAAUAAUAAGAGAUCCUGAAAUAGUGAGGCAUAUUAUGAAUGUGGAUUUCGUGUAUUUUUAUCCUAGAGGACUUGGUAGAAAUCCGUCAGUAGAACCGUUACAAGCCAAUUUAUUUCACGCUGAUGGUGAUACUUGGAAACUUCUAAGACAACGAAUGACAUCCGCAUUUACUACAGCGAAAUUAAAAAAUAUGUUCCCGCUAGUCGUAAAGUGUGCAGAGAAGUUACAAUUGGUUGGAGAGGACAUUGUGUCAAACGGAGGAGAGUGUGAUGUUCGCGAUCUAAUGGCACGUUUCACAACUGAAUUUAUUGGAGCUUGCGGAUUUGGUAUUGAAAUGGAUACCAUCAAUAAUGAAAACUCAUUAUUUCGAGAUUUGGGUAAACUGAUUUUUAACAGAACGUUAAGCGACGUUGUAAAAUUAUUGAUAUGGGAAGGUUUUCCCAUAACUAGAAAUUAUUUACGUGUUUUCAAUUCUGAUAUAGAUAAAGUAAUAAUAGAUAUUGUUACAAAAAUAAGAGCUCAAAGAAAUUAUAAACCAUGUGGUCGGAACGAUUUCAUAGAUCUCCUGUUAGAAAUGGAAAGUAAAGGUAAAAUUAAAGGUGAAUCUAUUGAAAAAAGAAAUCCUGAUGGUACUCCGAUAGAAGUAGAAAUGGAAAUGACCCUAGAGUGUAUGGUAGCACAAGUAUUUGUAUUUUUCGCAGCAGGAUUUGAAACUUCCUCUUCAGCCACAAGUUCCAUGUUACAUCUAUUGGCUUACAAUCCAGAUAUUCAAUUUAAAAUUCAAGAAGAAAUUGAUCAGGUAUUACAAAAAUAUGAUAAUAAGUUAUGUUACGAUGCUAUAACAGAAAUGUCUUUACUUGAUAUGGCUUUCAAGGAAUCCAUGAGGUUACUUCCUACUGUUGGAAAUCUAAAUAGAGUGUGCGCAAAACAAUAUACUAUUCCAGAACUAAAUAUCACUAUUGAUCCAGGAGUCAAGAUCAUAAUCCCAAUAGCUGCAAUUCAAAACGAUGAGAAGUAUUUCGACAACCCCGAGGAAUUUAGACCCGACAGGUUCAAACCUGAAGCGAUGAAAAGUCGCCAUCACUAUACGUACUUGCCAUUUGGAGAGGGACCACGGGCAUGUAUCGGUGCUCGUCUAGGUUAUAUGCAGUCGUUGGCAGGCCUAGCUGCUGUUCUUCACAAGUUUGACGUCGAGCCAACGAAGAACACUCGUAGGUGGCCCAUCAUCAAUCCUCGCUCUAAUCUCGUACCGGCAGUAAUAGGAGGACUGCCUCUCAAAUUGAGCCUUCGAUAAAUUUGUAGCUAAAUAAUGAUGAUGGUGUAUUAUAUUAUUAAUUCGACGGCCUCGGUGACCUAGCGGUUUAGUACACCGCUUUACUUCUGAUGGUCGCGGAUUAGAUUCCUCGCUUGGUGUAAACAUUUGUA